Messenger RNA from Microdochium trichocladiopsis, 1305 nucleotides. RefSeq lists its product as uncharacterized. The transcript has 2 exons. Lineage: Eukaryota; Fungi; Ascomycota; Sordariomycetes; Xylariales; Microdochiaceae. The coding region runs from base 1 to 1305 and encodes 434 amino acids. Gene Ontology annotation, molecular function: protein binding. The record is from RefSeq and is a predicted model, not a curated record.
AUGACGUCUGCUACCACAGGCGAGAGGAUAUUCGACGAGCUGGGCGACCUUUGGCUUGUCGUGCCGGCCAGAUACGACGGCACAGUAGAAGCUGUCAGGUUCCGCGUGUGCUCGCGGGCACUUGCGCGGUGCUCGCCCGUCUUCCGCACCAUGCUGUACGGGCCGUUUGUCGAGGCGCGACCGGCCGAGCCGCAUGCUGCGGACUGGAGCAUCACUUUGGAGGACGAGGAUGCGCUGGCACUCGAGGACCUGCUCUGUCUGAUGCACAGCCGGUAUGACGAUUUCAGCCUGGAUCCACGGCUGCCCGACGGCGGGUCGAAUGCGUUCAUCGAGGCCCUGUACGACUUCAUCACGACGGUCGACAAGUAUGACUGCGCUGGCAUGACCCGGCCAUGGGCGCAGUCGUGGAUCUCGUUGCUCAAGGGGACGCGGACUUCGGACCGCAAGAUGCUGCGGAGGCUGGCGUGGAUCUACUACCAGCUCGGUGAUCGAGAGGGGUUCGAGAGCACGGUGCGGACCCUGAUUGUCGAGUUUCCGCCGUCGGAAGCUGGCGAGAUGGAAUUUUUUGGGGACGGCGAUGAGGCCGCUGGGGAAGAGAUCAUUGCGGAAGCUCCAGGUCUCGAAGACUCGAUAUCAUCCCACCGCUGCUCGGUGGUCAACUCGUUACUUGCUCCGAUUCGGCACCUAGAGAAGGGCGCCUUUGGUGGAAUGUCCAACUUCUGCGCGGUGACAUCGGCUCCCUAUGAGGAGCGCGAGGCAUGCCAGGAGCGGCUGCGGAGGGCGGCGAUUCGGCAUUUGUUGUCGUGCGGCUUCUGGCCGCUGCCCCGGGAUCUGAAGUUGGUCAGUCUGACGCCACGCGAGCUGGAGAGGCUGCUGGGCAGGGUCAGCUCGAUGAGCAUCAGCACGAGUCCAACAUCCAACCCACCGCUGGGCACGUACUCGAGAGCCGGGCUGGAUGACACAAUGGCAUCGCCGGCCAUGUCUGUGUAUGCGGCGGCAUCGAGGGUCAACAGCCAGGUGAACGGGACACCCCACGCGCUGUCGAGCCGGCACAUGUGCUGCACGGUGUCGCCGAGUGCUGGCAACGGGAAUGAGAAGGUGGUCGGGAGUGUGGUCGAGGCAUUCGAGUACACGGCGACAUUCCCCGAGGCGAGGCAUCUCGAGGCGCAGGCCAUCAAGACAGGGCUUUGUCUGACUGAUGCAGGAUCUGUGCGCAAGGCGAAGACGAUGGUCAAGAGCGGACGGACACUGGUGUCGAGGACAAAUUAUCUGGCGAGUGCAGGUAGUGCAAGAAGCGAAGCCUGA